Messenger RNA from Calliphora vicina (urban bluebottle blowfly), 822 nucleotides. RefSeq lists its product as uncharacterized. The transcript is spliced from 2 exons. The record is from RefSeq and is a predicted model, not a curated record. The coding region runs from base 1 to 822 and encodes 273 amino acids. Lineage: Eukaryota; Metazoa; Arthropoda; Insecta; Diptera; Calliphoridae.
AUGAAACCAUUCCAACCAAUAUUUUAUUUAACUGCCAUAGUAGCUUUAGGAUCUCGAGUUAUGGCCGUGCCCAUUGACUCAUUAUCUUUGGAGAAUGACGAUGAUGCUACAAAUCGAGAAAAUGAACAAUCAGAAGAUACCAAAUCACCACCCACUUCAAGUCCAGCUUCAGAUGCUGAUAAAGAUUUAGAAACAUCAAACUCAAAUCAAGAACCUACAUAUGUGUUACCCGAACAUCAUUCAUCUGGCACUGCCGGUAGCGGCGGUAACUUCGAUCCCUCCAUAUAUGCCGGCUAUUUGACGCCAGAAGCUUUCCAACAAUAUCUAGCACAAUUUGCCGGAGCUUUCGGUCCCUAUGGCUAUCCUGGCUAUGGUCCUGCCCCCGUCUAUCCUGCUCCAUAUGCAGUACAAACUGGUUAUGAUGGCUUUUUAGUGCCUUCACCAUCCGCUAGCUUGUCAGCUAGUGGCACAGUUUCUUCCACAAGCGGCAACAACUUUUUAACAGCUCUUACCAAUCUCAUUCCCGCUCUUAUGGACUCUGCUAUAUUCCGGGUCAUUGCCACCGUAAUAGGAGCUGUACUAAUGCUGUUCUUUGGUGGUGCUGUCACCACUGCCAUCUGUAAUCUAACACCCCUAUGCGACAUUUCCUUUAAAGCUGUUACUUAUCUGCGAGGAAAUGGUGCCGCGGAUAUGGGUCGUAUGUUGGCCGAAGAAAUGACCCCGGAAAGAGUAAGACGUGCUUCGGAAUUUGUGCGCAGUGCUAUACGUAAAUAUACCGAAAUGCAAAAGGUAAUGGCCACCGAGAAAAAUAUUAAUGAAUGA